Cyprinodon variegatus (sheepshead minnow) is the source of this 1608-nucleotide messenger RNA. Its product is annotated as N-acetylmuramoyl-L-alanine amidase-like. The transcript has 5 exons. The record is from RefSeq and is a predicted model, not a curated record. Gene Ontology annotation, biological process: defense response to Gram-positive bacterium; peptidoglycan catabolic process; detection of bacterium. Gene Ontology annotation, molecular function: N-acetylmuramoyl-L-alanine amidase activity; peptidoglycan immune receptor activity; peptidoglycan binding. NCBI's taxonomy places the organism in Eukaryota, Metazoa, Chordata, Actinopteri, Cyprinodontiformes, Cyprinodontidae. The coding region runs from base 118 to 1608 and encodes 496 amino acids.
UUGCGCAGCUGUUACAUAACCACUUGCAUGCUUCGGCUGUGAAUUUCUAUAAAUUAGAAGGAAACAACAAUAGUGUGCACAUUCAAAGCCUGGACCUGAAAGUGUUUCCAGCUCAGGAUGGACAAACGCUGCUGGAAAUUAACCCUGGCUGCUCUGCUGCUUUUCACCAGCGCAUAUGCAGAAGCCUCAUUUUCAAACCACAUGAAGGACUUUAUCAGGGCUGUAGAGCAGAUAGAAGAUGAGGACCCUGGCUUAGGUCCAGGUGAUGUGUUGAAGAUGCUGCGCAAAGCAGCUGGCCUUAAUGAUGCCUUCAUCCAGUACUUCCUCCCCGAUGCUGAGGCUAGUGGUUCUGAGCUGCCUGCUGAUCUCUCAGAAUACCUUCGCAAAGCUGUGCAUCACAAGGUGCUGGAAGAUGCCAAAGAAGAAGGAGUGGUUCUGACCCCAGAUGGUAGCACGGUUGCCCUUGGACCGCUCCUCCUGGGUAUUGAAGCUGGCCUUCUCUCCAAGACUCGAGGACGAGUUCGAGGUCUCUACCAGCUCACUCUAGCCAAAGAUCUUGGUCUUUCUCUCAGGCACGGCUCUUCUGGCACAAAUCUGCUCGGAACUGAUGGCUGUUGGGACAACUUAACAUCUCCCCAAGUCUUCACGCUCUCAGACAAACCAACUUUGCUCACCACAGCUCAGGUUAAUGGAGGCAUGGACGGCAUUGUAUUGGGGAAGGAGGUUUCAGCCAAUUCCAGUCUUCUUGUCAAGCUCAGCAGUCUGCUCAAUGAGUACUACAAUCACCAGUUGGACAGUAGGGGAAUGGACGGAGCCCCGCGUCUCAUCAGUCGACGUCGCAGGGAGAACUUCAAAGCCCUGCUCCUCCCUCCUUUGCUGGCCAGACAGGUGGUGAAGUCUAUAGACCUGCAGCAAAGUCUGGCAGGACACCCAAAGAUGGAGGUUAAGACCAAGAGGCAGCUGAUGGCUGUGGUGAAGGAAGGAUUAAAAGAGUUUGUUCACAUGUACAUGGUUUGUCCUCCAAUCAUUUCUCGGUGUUCAUGGGGUGCUGAGCCAUACAGAGGGACACCCACCCAACUGUCCUUACCUCUUACCUACUUAUUCAUCCAUCACACCCACACACCAAGCGAGCCUUGUUUGACCUUUGAGAAAUGCGCUGCAGACAUGCGAUCCAUGCAGCAAUUCCAUCAAGAAGACAGAGGCUGGGAUGACAUCGGAUACAGCUUUGUAGCUGGCGGUGACGGCAAUAUCUAUGAGGGCCGUGGCUGGAACUGGCAGGGAGCCCACACGUAUGGAUACAACUCCAAAGGCUUUGGCGUCUCAUUUAUUGGGGAUUACCAAAGCCGUCUACCAUCUCAGCACUCCAUGGAUCUGGUGAGAGAGCAGCUGGCAUCCUGUGCUGUAGGUGGAGGGCGACUGGUGUCCUCCUACAUCAUAAAAGGGCACAGAGAUGUGGUGAGCACAGCCUGUCCAGGAGACGCCUUCUAUCAAGAAAUCAAACGUUGGGAUCACUAUGGGCCGUGGCGCGCCUGCGAGCUCAAUAACAUGGAGUCCUCCGCCUGGCACCUCCGAGGAGGGAUCCUACCGAAAAACCUGAGCGGCGCAUAG